Molecule: messenger RNA, 375 nt
Organism: Venustampulla echinocandica
Lineage: Eukaryota; Fungi; Ascomycota; Leotiomycetes; Helotiales; Pleuroascaceae
Exons: 1
Coding region: 1-375 (124 amino acids)
Source: RefSeq, a predicted model, not a curated record
AUGGCAACCUCAACCUCAACCUCCCACGCCUCCAAUCAACAUUCCAAUCAACACCCGAAUCAACACUCCAAUCAGCACUCCAAUCAGCACUCUAAUCAGCACUCUAAUCAACACUCCAACACCACCUCAUCUCCAAAACUCAAAUCCAAAUCCAAACCCAAACACGUCGUCUCCAUCCCCGAUGGCCGCCGGAACAGCCAAGGCGAGACCAUCGUCAGCCCCAGCGAGACCUGGUGUCCGAAUCUCAACCGCCAACAGAGCUGGGACCGUGAAGAUCUAAAGCGGCAAUUCUUUCAAUACUCGCUCAGCGGUGACGGAAAGGGGCCGGAGGCAGAGGUCGGGGAGGAGAAAGGGUUUACUGAGGCUAGGGAGUGA